GACUACCCGCCGGCUGUGAUGUGAUUUUUAGUACCCGGUGUUUCGGUUUAACGAGCGACCCUCUUAACAGGCAACCUUCUGCCGGAUGUGUCUGCUAGUUUGUUGCAGUUACGACAGGCCGGGAAAAUAUUAAAACAUACGCAUUUGGCUCAAGGUCACCAGUUAACAUGGUCGCACGUUAAACCGUAACACGGGCCCGUUCUACUGUGUGCUGACCGAGAAGGUAACCUGAAAAGCUCUUCGGCGUUUAGCCGCCUAAAUACUAUAAACAGUGUAACCCCAGCUAACUGUGUGUGCUAUACUGUAUACUGGAUUAGGAUCUCAGACAUGGACAACAGCAGAAAGAAGUGGCGACGGACUACGGUCAUCUCACCCACAACUCCUCAGGGGAGACGUGCCAGCUCGGGAACACCCCUCGGCUGGAAUAUGUCACCGAAUGAAGAUUCAAACACUUUGACUCUUUGUGACUCUCCAGGACCUGACGGUCUCAGGGCACUGAGUCUGGACACUCCCAAGAGAAAAGCAGCGGUGCUUGGUGAAAGCACGCCCUCUUUAGGCAAAGCUAAACUGAGGAAGCUUUCCAGGAAAAUGUCUAAAAAAAUAAUAUCUCCAGAGGACAGACCUAUGGACAACUCCUCCAAGCAGCUGGACUCCACAGAGAGUCAGACAGCGUCACCGCCUCCAGCUCACUCUUUUGUCUCCAAAAAGAAACAGAGGACACCUGAGGAGGGAUCAAAGGCUAUCUACAAGAGGGCACUGAUUGCAGCGCUUGACAGCACGAAAACAAGACGCAGCACAACUAAUACCCCCAAGACUUGCACUAAGAGCCGACCAUCGCCAUGUGAAUCUUCACCAGUGAAGACUGAAGGGCAGCCCAGCCCCGUGUCACUUGGCAGAACAGUCGUGUCUAUUGAAUCUCCUUCAACCACACAUGAGGAUAAAUCUGAGGACAGGAGCACCGACCAGGAAGAUGAGUUGUCCUCCUCUUGGAUAACAGAGGACGCAGAUUGUGACCACUCGGAGCCAGAAACAGACAGAAGGAGUGUCGUCAUAAAAGGAGAAGAUUCACCUGAGAGGUUUGUCGCCCGGGACCCCGUGUUUGUAAGGACAACCUCCCAAGACGAGUCCUUUUCUCCAGAGGAUGAAGUGGAAGCUGAGGAGCUGAUCUUGUCCCUCCCAGAGCUGGAGCCUAUGCCGGAUUCUUUCACUUUUUUCAGUCAGAGUCCUCCAGUGAACACCCAGGGACCUGCCCCGCUUACCUUUUCAUCCCCUAGUGAAACCGCUUGGGCCGUCCAGGGAGCGGUUGGGAGUCCAGAGAUGCCACAGAGAAACGUUUUUGUCUCAUUCAAGCAGCCAAACACGACCCCUUCAGAGGCAUCCAGUGCUAAGACUGAGAAUUUUUGCUGCUCCGACAACAUGGAGCAUCUGUCGGACCCCUUUGCUCUGCCGCUACACUCGACUCGAGGCAAAUUCAACCCUCGCUUGAACUCCACAACCCCACACAGACGCUCAGAUUCUGGUACUUCCAUGCGUCACCACCUCUACUCCUCUGCUCAUAGAGGCACAGCUAGAAGAAGAUUAUCCGUGGGAGCAGAACCUCUGUGGACGAGUUACCCCCACCUGGAGAGUUCGGUUGGUUUCAUAGACACACACUGCCAUCUAGACAUGCUGUAUGGAAAGCUCGGCUUCCGCGGGACGUUCGGCAGAUUUCGAAGUAUGUACCGCGGCAGCUUUCCUUCAGAGUUCAGAGGCUGCAUCGCCAACUUCUGCAACCCAGUAGCCAUGAUUAAGGAAGCCCUGUGGGAAGGUUUGCUGGCUGAAGACAUGGUGUGGGGGGCAUUUGGGUGCCACCCCCACUUCGCCAAAUACUACUCAAGUGUGCAUGAACGCAGCAUACUGAUGGCCAUGCGGCACCCAAAAGCCGUGGCAUUCGGUGAGAUCGGCCUGGACUACUCCCACAAAAACUCCACAAACACCGCCAGACAAAAAGAAGUGUUUGAGCGUCAGCUGCGUUUGGCCGUAGCCAUGCAGAAGCCUCUGGUGAUCCACUGCAGGGAUGCAGAUCAUGAUCUGCUGGAAAUCAUGAGGAAGUGGGUCCCUGGUGAUUACAAAAUUCACAGGCACUGUUUCACAAACAGUUAUCGAGUGAUUGAGCCCUUCCUGACCGAGUUCCCCAACUUAUAUGUGGGCUUCACAGCCCUGAUCACUUACCCCAGUGCCACCGAGGUGCGAGAUGCUGUCCGCAAGAUUCCUCUAAACCGCAUCGUGUUGGAGACGGACGCACCGUAUUUCCUGCCCAGACAGGUGAAUAAAGACGUCUGCCCCUUUUCACAUCCUGGAAUGGGCAUCCACACGCUGAGGGAGCUGAGCAUGCUGAAGCGCGAGGACAUGCACACGGUUCUCACCACCAUCCGACACAACACCACUCAACUCUACGGCAUAUAAAGCUUCAGAGAUCAUUGAUCAAACACAGUUUUAUGUGGCCUUUUUGUUUUAGAUGUGUAGAGGUGUUGGAAUACAGAGGAGCAGUCUCAUUUUAAAACAACCUGAUGUUAAACUGAACCGAAGGCCGAGAAACAAAUGCCUGAAUUGAUGAUGUCUCUUGUCUGACAGAGAUAAUGUAUAUCAUUGUUUAUGUGAUUAUAUUUUAUAUCAUUGUUCAUCAUAGAAAUUAUUGAAGCAUUUUUGGUUUGAAGCUGUUUUUUUAUGUGUUAAUUAAUUAACUUGAUAUCCAUUAACUUGUUCUGAUUUGUCUGGAUGGUUUGUGUUGUCUGGCCACUGUGUAUUCUGGUUUGGUUUGAUACAGCGGAGACGUAAUAAAAUCCUUUAAUCCUG
Molecule: messenger RNA, 2835 nt
Organism: Larimichthys crocea (large yellow croaker)
Lineage: Eukaryota; Metazoa; Chordata; Actinopteri; Sciaenidae
Gene: tatdn2
Product: TatD DNase domain containing 2
Exons: 8
Coding region: 328-2445 (705 amino acids)
Molecular function (GO): hydrolase activity, acting on ester bonds
Source: RefSeq, a predicted model, not a curated record